UUUGCUGAGAACAAGAUCUGGGCUUGGCCAGCCGGCACAGAUAUAGCUGAGCACUGAUUUCCUAGGCCAGUCUGCCUCUAUAGUCUCCCUGAGGUGCACACAAAGAUGCCCUUGGAAAAAAUGGAAGAUCUUCAACUGGAUGAAAAAUACCUACAACCAGAAACUGAAGAAGUGAAUGGAAUCCUUAUGACCAAGAUGAUCAGUGAUAACUGGGACAAAAUUUGGAAUUUUCAAGCAAAACCUGAUGACCUUUUAAUAGCAACUUAUGCAAAGGCAGGUACAACCUGGACACAGGAGAUUGUAGAUAUGAUCCAAAAUGAUGGAGAUGUGCAGAAAUGUCAGAGAGCUAACACCUUUGAUAGGCAUCCUUUCAUUGAAUGGACUCUACCUCCACCUCUCAACUCAGGUUUGGAUUUGGCCAUCAAAAUGCCUUCUCCUAGAACUCUGAAGACUCAUUUACCAGUUCAGUUGAUCCCACCUUCAUUUUGGAAAGAAAAUUCAAAGAUCAUAUAUGUGGCUAGAAAUGCUAAGGACUGUUUGGUGUCAUACUAUCAUUUCUCAAGAAUGAACAAAAUGGUGCCUGAUCCUGGUACAUGGGAGGAAUAUGUUGAGACAUUCAAAGCUGGAAAAGUGCUGUGGGGGUCCUGGCAUGACCAUGUAAAGGGAUGGUGGGACGUCAAAGACAAACACCGCAUUCUUUAUCUCUUCUACGAAGACAUGAAGGAGGACCCAAAGCGGGAAAUUCAGAAGAUAGUGAAGUUCCUAGAAAAAGAUAUAUCAGAGGAAGUUCUUAAUAAAAUCAUCUAUCACACAUCAUUUGAUAUUAUGAAGCAAAAUCCAAUGGCCAACUAUACCACUUUGCCUACCAGCAUCAUGGACCACUCCAUCUCCCCCUUUAUGAGAAAAGGGAUGCCUGGGGACUGGAAGAACCACUUUACUGUGGCCCAAAAUGAAGAUUUUGACAGGGACUAUCAGAAGAAGAUGGAAGGAACCACCUUGACUUUCCGCACAGAGAUCUGAGAGUAACCAAAGAUACAGACUGGUCUUUCUUAGGCCUUAGGCAUUUAAGUAGAGUGAUCAAUGAUACUUAAAUUAAAACUUAAAAUACCCAUUCAGUCCUGAGAUUUAAGAAAACAUUAUAAUUAUAAGCUACUAUUAUAUCAUCAAAAUAUCAAACCCUAGGUACAACAUUAAAUUUCUAGCAUUU
This is a messenger RNA of Suncus etruscus (white-toothed pygmy shrew), 1207 nucleotides long. RefSeq names its product sulfotransferase 1C1. Gene Ontology annotation, biological process: sulfation. Bases 106 to 1020 code for a protein of 304 amino acids. Gene Ontology annotation, cellular component: cytoplasm. Gene Ontology annotation, molecular function: sulfotransferase activity. The record is from RefSeq and is a predicted model, not a curated record. The transcript has 8 exons. Lineage: Eukaryota; Metazoa; Chordata; Mammalia; Eulipotyphla; Soricidae.